Scheffersomyces stipitis CBS 6054 is the source of this 306-nucleotide messenger RNA. RefSeq names its product ubiquitin-related modifier (gene URM12). Gene Ontology annotation, molecular function: protein tag activity. Bases 1 to 306 code for a protein of 101 amino acids. The transcript has a single exon. The record is from RefSeq and is a predicted model, not a curated record. Gene Ontology annotation, biological process: tRNA thio-modification; protein urmylation. NCBI's taxonomy places the organism in Eukaryota, Fungi, Ascomycota, Pichiomycetes, Serinales, Debaryomycetaceae. Gene Ontology annotation, cellular component: nucleus; cytoplasm.
AUGGGCUUCAAAGUUAAGGUAGAGUUCCUUGGUGGCUUAGAUGUCAUCUCCAACAAAGUCAGAGAACACUCCUUGAAGGUUCCGCUCGAGGAAGGUGAAGCUACCGUUAAAGACUUGAUCGAGCUCAUCACAAAGUCCAUCAUUGCUGAUCCAAAAGAUAUACCAGUAUUCAUAGAAGAUGAUACCGUUCGUCCGGGCAUUCUUGUUCUUAUCAACGACACCGAUUGGGAAUUGGAAGGCAUGGAAGAGUACGUUCUUGAGUCUGGCGAUGUGUUUACUUUUACCAGUACAUUGCAUGGAGGUUAG